UCUCCUUCACCAAUUCUCCCUUUCCGAAUUUUCCCGCUUUUGCUGUUUAUAUUUCUACACUAGGGUAACAGGGUUGGAUGGCGUUGUGUAAACGCGCUUUUCAUUUUGGUUCCAAUUAUCGCCUCUGCUUCGCCAAGUGCCGCGACGUCGCUUCUUUAUUUCCUUCUACCACGACGCAUACUAGUAGGCGUGUUUCGCAGGCCUUGAGUUCCAACGGAAAGCCCGCUUUUCUCGUCGAUACACUUGCACUGGUAAGGGGUUUAGAGGCAAAUGGAUACCCAUACAAACAGGCUGAGGCGAUAACUUCUGCGAUCACUGAAGUUCUUAAUGAUAGCUUGGAAAAUGUAGCUUCUUCUUUUGUUUCAAAAUCAGAAUUGCAAAAGUCAGAACUGCUCCAAGAAUCAAAUCCGUCCAAUUUCAAAUCUGAAGUGCAAAGUUCUCAGGAGCAUCAUUUUUCUUUGUUACAACGUGAGACUGCAAAACUUCGUAGUGACAUAGAGAAGAUGAGAAGUGAAUUAAGAUAUGAGAUUGACAAAGUCACUGCUGGGCAACGUUUGGACUUGAAUCUUGAAAGAGGACGCAUACGAGAUGAGCUUGCUAUUCAAAAUGCUGAAACCACCAAUUUGACAAACAAACUUGAUCGGGAAAUACAUGCAUUAAGAGGUCAGUUAGUAGGUGCAAAGAAAGAUGUGAUGAAAUCCUGUCUAGGUACCGUUGUCUUGAUAUCUGCAUUGGGUCUCGCCGUCGCCUCUUCUUUCCAUAAAUCGAAUUAAAGGUGCUUUAUAUUUAACUAUUGAGGUAUCGGUUUGCUUUUUUCAUGGCAAUUCCGUUAUGGUGGGGGAGCACCAUUGUUUUUCAUUGCUACAAGACCUGAAGUUCCGAUUGUAAUAUUUUUUUGUGUAAAUUUCAAAGAAUCACCCUCAACUUCACUUCUUAUGUAAUAUAUCCC
This is a messenger RNA of Gastrolobium bilobum, 949 nucleotides long. RefSeq names its product protein FMP32, mitochondrial-like. Gene Ontology annotation, cellular component: mitochondrion. Lineage: Eukaryota; Viridiplantae; Streptophyta; Magnoliopsida; Fabales; Fabaceae. The record is from RefSeq and is a predicted model, not a curated record. The transcript has 7 exons. The coding region runs from base 78 to 773 and encodes 231 amino acids.